Molecule: messenger RNA, 4887 nt
Organism: Diutina rugosa
Lineage: Eukaryota; Fungi; Ascomycota; Pichiomycetes; Serinales; Debaryomycetaceae
Exons: 1
Coding region: 1-4887 (1628 amino acids)
Biological process (GO): DNA damage response; protein polyubiquitination
Cellular component (GO): nucleus
Molecular function (GO): ubiquitin protein ligase activity; ATP-dependent chromatin remodeler activity; ATP binding
Source: RefSeq, a predicted model, not a curated record
AUGGAGUUGGUUGAAUUCAAUCUCCCAAACAUCCUUGAGCUUGUGAGAAAUGAAUUACAAUACAAGAAGCCUCGAAAUCGAUGCCUGCCUGAAUUUGGGAAUGAUGAAUCAAACACUACCAUCAAUGCAGAGCUGGUGACCAUCUUUGACGAGCGGUUCGAAUUCAGUUCACCAAGCCCUGUGGCAUUGACGGAUUACACACUAGAUUUGCCUCGUGUUCAAAAUAUCUAUGAGUUUCAUACCACAGAUAUACGAGUGAAAGUUGACGCUGACAAUCUUCUCGUGAGACUAUUGCAAAAGCGCAAACAACCCAAUACGAUCCUUCUUCUGUUCACAUGCCCGAAUAUGCAAGUCAAACCGUCUAGCGAUGGUAGUCUUCUGAUGCAUUCGCUUCGACAAGUCGCCACAUUGUUGAUGUAUUCACUGCCACGAGCCGACCGCAAUGACUUAAUUAUAUCUGAUCCAGAAUUAUUUAUUCGGCUCGAUCCCGAGACGGAGUCUGUGCACAUAGCUUUUCACAUGAUUCUUAAAGCGAGAUUCACCCCGUUUAAGGCUUUGCUCCCGGAUGCUGCAGAGAAAGUAAAGAGUAUUGCAUACGAGUAUUUUGAGAAUGAUCCUGUUGAUGAUGAUGGUGGCAAUGCAAAAUUCAGCCGUGAUUUUACCACCAAUGGUGAAGAGGUUACAGCCCAACUAUUCUAUCUGGCUGUUAGCGCGUAUACUGCGCAAAUGACUCCCGUCCCUGCAGAUCAUUUCAACAUCCCUGAGCUUGAAACGGAAUUAUUACCUUUUCAACGUACUACAGUUGAGUGGAUGCUACGCAAGGAAAAUGUGCGGUUUGAUAAGGAAACAUCGCGAUGCAAGCCAAUCCCUUUGACGUCUAAUCAAGAUCAUCAUCUUCUUGACGAGUAUUUGUCUGGCGAACGCGUUAAAUUAGAUUUGAUUGACCGGCUUUUGCUUAACACAUUAGCCAAGCUUUCAUUUGGCUGGGAAAGAGUCAAGUAUGGCGCUCAGCUGCAAUUCUACUAUAACAAAUACACCGCCCAAGUUGUUUCACGGAAGUCUGCAGCUUUGUUUGUACAAAGUUUACGAAAGAGCUCUAAGAACUGGCAACAUCUUCCUGCACAAGGCUUACUUGCUGAAGAGAUGGGCCUUGGAAAAACAGUGGAGGUUGCGGCAACCAUACUAAUGAAUAAACGACCUGAGGAUGAGGUUCUGGAAGUCUUUCAAUACCAACACACAACUUACGGAAAACCCAAAACGGUAAUAAAAGCCCGCACGACAUUAAUCAUUGCGCCUGAACUGAUUCUCAAGCAGUGGGUCCUGGAAAUGGAACGUUUGGCUCCUCUGUUGGCAGUAACUGUGUACAAAGGCAUUGGGGAAUACCCAAAACUCGGGGAUCUGCCAGCGCUCAUUGCAGAAUACCUCCGUCGUUUUGAUGUUGUAUUUACGACUUAUCAAACGAUAUCGCGCGAGUUGGAUCACGCUAAGUUCUCGUCUCAAAAACGAACUACGCGCAAUAGCAUUAAGGAAGACGAGAAAUACAGUCAAUACUUUACUGGAAAGAGACCUCGAUUGGAUGAAGAGCCAGUAAAUCUGCCAGAGGUCACAGAAGAGGAUGAGGACGAAAAGGCUCUUGAGUUAUAUCGAGACAUGUUUCAGAUUCUGAUAUCGCUGAUUAAACCUUCAGUUGCCAAUCAAAGGCUGGGAAAUCCGCGAGGUCCCACAGAUUAUGAGAAGGCACUACAGGAUGAGAUAGAAGCUGCGAUUACCCACAAUAGAAUCCCUGAGAUCUAUAAGCUGAAAGAUCACGAACUGCCGUUAAUGCUCUCACAAUUUUGGCGGGUGAUUCUCGAUGAAGUCCAAAUGGUGAGUUCCAAAGUGUCUCGAGCGUUCCAAAGUGCUGCUCUCAUUCCUCGGUUUCAUGCCUGGGGUGUUUCUGGUACUCCAAUGAAAAAACUGCUUCAAGAUCUCCAUCUGAUUUUGCAGUUCUUGAGGUAUUCUCCAUUCAACGGCGACGCCAAAAAAGCCUGGGAAUGUUUAGUUUCCUACCCCCACGAGUUUGUACAACUAUGGACUACGAUAGCGAUUCGUCACACGAAGGCUAUGGUACAUAAUGAUAUUCAAUUACCUCCUCAGCAACGUGUGGUAAUGACCCGUGAGUUUCUGGCCGUGGAGCAGGAACUGUAUAACCAAAUGUUUGAGGAAUGCUUGAGUACCUUAUGCAUGGAUAUCAACGGAAAUCCGAUCACCGAAUCAUGGGAGUCGACACCACUGAUGUUGAUGUACAUGCGUUUGUGGCUCCAACGGUUGAGGCAACAUUGUGGACUGCCUCAAAUAGGGAACCUCCACGUCAAUCUGAAGAGGUAUAAACGAGUGCAUACGAAUAUGGUUAAUGUUGUGCAGCAAUUGAGUAGCUUGGAUAAGUUGUUGGAAGACAUGUUGGCCCAAAGUUUGACGGAAAUUAAUGACGAUGAGCGGCAGAUAAUAAAUUUGUUUACCGAUAUUGCCGAAUUCUUUGAGUUUGUGUUUAUGCCUCGCGUGGCGCUCAAGUUUUUGAAAGUUGGGGCUACUCAAGUGGAGAAAAUCUUAUACCGACUUCAAGCACAACUUGAGCGGGAAGUGAAAAAAAAUGAAGACUCCCGAGCUAAUGGCUCACGUUUGUUGAUUCGCCUGUGGCGAGUCAUCUUGCACAAAUUCCUCUUUUUGAUUGGUUCAGCACAUUUUCAACUUUAUGACCCGGAUUAUCUCAAGCUUACUGCUCAACACAGACCGACUGUGAUCUUACCCCAAUUACACUUAUUGGAUUACUCGAAAAAAAGGCAUGCCGAGAUUAUUUGUGAACUUGCCAAGGUGCCUCUUGACAACUUGAAUCUUGCUUCAUCGGCCAUUGAUGUCAAUAUUUCCGCUGACGACGCCCGGAAUGCUGAAUACGAGUUCUAUGAACGCGCUGAAGACCUUCGUCGUGAACUUCUUAGUCUGUCAAUGGCAAAUGUAGAGCAAGCUGUGCGCACUCGUUUGGGGCAACGAAAGUUAUACUUUAAUGCUGAGGAGGACCAUUUUGAUUAUGGUGCUACUCUAUUCCCUAAAGAGAAAAAUCGUGCAAUUCUCAGGAUACCUAUCAUGAAAUUUGAUGCAGCCUCAUGCGAUAUACCGAACUAUGAGGUGAAAGUUAUAGUUGACCAAACGGCUCGCCUAGUUGAACAAUUGAAUCGAGAAGCUCUGCUAAUCAAUCAGUGGGUGCAAAAGCUUGUGGAGACUUUGAAAGAGCCAUUGGUGGGUGCUACUAGCGACCCAAGUGGUAAGGAAUUUGAACAACUGUUAGUUGAUCAGGAUAAAGUGCAAUGCUUGCUUGUUGUUCUUGAUAGAAUGCUUGCAGCUCGAAAACAAUGGAUUUACGGUAUUGAGGAGACGGAAACAAAAAGACCACGUCGAAAGGAGACACCCCAGGUAGAUGACGAUCAAUACCUUGCAUCACUUGAGAAAUCGGCGGACGAAGUUCGUCCCGUAGUCAAAGUUCUGCUUCAAGAGAUGGUCGAGGCUUUAAAAGUCACAGUGACAGAGAACGUCUCCUCUGAUCAACUUUCACAACAACUUGGGGUUUUCUUGGAGAAUCAAAAAGCAGCCCUUGCUCUGGUCACCCGGGAACUCACCGUGCACUGCAAUGCCGUCUUUAAUGCCCGGAUCGAGUAUUUCAAACAAUUGCAGCAAAUCUCAGACUCUGUGAAGGACACUGAUUGGCAAAUGUCUCAAACCGACCUCACCGAUCUGGCUGUGAGUGCAAAAUUGACACUGAUGUUGGCUCUUUAUCUGGGUUAUGAAGAUGCUUUGGGAAAACUGAUAGGGAGAUUUCGAUAUCUCAAUUCGCUUUUUGUUUCUAAAGAUGCUCUGAAGACCGAAUUAGAGGAGCAAAUGAUGUGCGUUAUUUGUCGUGGUGUGAUAACCAUUGGUCUGUUGACGGCAUGUGGUCAUAAGUACUGCAAGGAUUGUCUUUCGGAAUGGCUUCAUGCCCAUAGCAAAUGCCCCAUGUGCAACAGGCUAAUUCAAGUCAAUCAGGUUUACAACUUUACCCAUACUAAACCUGAAUUAAAAGCUCAAUUGGUUGAAGACGUUGGCGGUUCCCAAAAAGACAAACUAUACCUGAUAUACAAACCACUUCCGAAAGAUCAAAUCGCUGCAAUCGACCAAAUGCAGUUGAAAAACCAGUAUUCAACAAAGGUAGACAUGAUUGUGCGCCAGGUACUUUACUUGAGAUCCAAAGAUCCUCAAGUUCAAAUCGUCAUAUUCCUGCAGUGGCAAGAUAUGUUGUAUAUCUUGGGUACAGCUUUCAGAGCAAAUGACAUCACAUUUUUGGGGUCUUUCGGUGCCUUGGUACCAGACACAGGCAUGGGGCGUCCUCAUAAGCGCUACGACCCGGUGGAGCAAUUCAAAGCUAAAGACAGUAAUAUAACAUGCUUCUUGCUCAACGCACGUGCCCAAGCGAGUGGGCUAACGUUGGUGAAUGCCACUCAUGUGUUUCUUUGCGAGCCUCUUGUGAACACCCUGUUAGAGCUACAAGCCAUUCUGCGAAUUCAUCGUAUCGGUCAAACGAAACCCACCUCAGUGUGGAUGUUCGUUAUCGAGAAUACAGUGGAAGAACUGAUUGCAGUGAUGGCGGCGAACCGUCGUCUUGAAUAUCUCAACAGCGGUCGUAAUAACAGUACUGAGUCUAAUGCUGACGAACAACGUUUGACAGAAGCCGAAAGUAUGGUUCUCAUGAAUAGCGAGGGCAUCGAUGCUAUGGUUCUGAAACGGCCAACGCAGGGUGAAACUGUGCUGAACGUCGAUUUAUGGCAUGCGUUUUUCGCUGCUCGCACGCAGAAACAACCGAUAGCGCCAUCCACGAUAUAA